UUGUGCGUGCGUGCGGUGCGGUGGUACGACGGCAGGCAAACGAACGAACGGAGGACCGAGGAACCCGAGUUUACCGAAAUAAUUUAAAUAAUAUUAAUUCCUACAAUAAUAAGUAUUGUUCAGUUCACAUCUGCAAAAAAUGUACCUAGCGUUGAUAUUUGUUUCAUAAUAUCGCCCAAAGCCUGACGUCCUGCAAACAGGCAAAAUGAGUAAUUGGGCUAGAAGGAUGCACCGACGAGCUGCUACAUUGAGCAAUGUGGUUACGUCUUGUGGGCAUCCCAACUCUUUGCCAUAUCCGAGGAGACUAGAAAAAGUCAAGUUCGGUGUUCCGCUACAUGAAGUUUGCAAGGAUGAUAUCCCUGGACCCUUGCUUGUGCUGAUAUUGAAGCUAAACAAAGAAGCGCCGUUGCGACGGGACGUGUUUCGCGCACCUGGUCACCAGGGUGCCAUGAAGAAGCUUAUACAUUUCCUUCAAACAGGUCGUCUGGUCAAUGUUGAUAAUUAUUCUGUAUAUACUAUUGCCAGUGUGCUCAAGAAGUUCCUCAGGAAAAUCCCGGGUGGUGUGUUCGGCCGAGAUGGAGAGAUGCAUCUGUUUACAGCCGUAGAGUUACCAGAGGAACAGCAAGUUGACGAAAUACGCAGACUGCUUCUGUCCCUGCCGGUGUGCACGCAAAGACUGCUGGUGUUGCUCUUCGGCACGUUUCGGGUGAUGGCAUCCAACGCUGAUAAAGCAGGUACAGGUAUGACAUCCGAAGCCCUGGGCGUGUCGGUGGCCCCAUCAUUUUUCCACUCUUGCGUGUCGGACGGCAAAACAGCCACAAUGGAGGACGUUCAGAGAUUCAAGGCUGAAGUUAGCGUGGCGACAAGGAUCAUGCGUCAGUUGAUCGAGCAGUUCAGUGCUGGCGACCUGUUUGGCCGGGAUAACUACGAGUACUACGCCCGGGUAACCGGCCGCAUCCUCCGGGUAAAGGACGAGUGGAUAUGUUCCUUCAGAGACCCGCCGCCGCCCCGGCAUCAUCGCGACCAGGAGGCUUAUGCUAGACAGUUGUCUUUGGAGGCUGAGAAAACGUGGUUGCAAUGCGAAUGCGACCGCUGGGGCAACAAAUUUAAUUUAGAAGUUGAUUGCCUCACAGGGUUGUCGAAGUCUGAGGAGUGCCAGUCGAUGCCGGCGCUGGCGGGCGGCGGGAGUGCGGGCGCGGCGGGCGGAGUGCUCGGCAUCAUCCCCGAGCACAGCCUGCUCGACUCCUGCACACGACUCUCCAUAUCUCUCGAAGAAAGCGUCUUUAAAGUAUCAGUGAGUUCGUCAUCUCAAUCAUCACGCAGUAACUCGAGUCCUCACAUGACUCUCGAGGAGUUGCGAGCCAUCAACAAAUACGCAGAGAGCACUAAAAGCCUCUCCUACCUACCCCAGGUGGCGGCGAGCGGCGCAGCUCGCGGCGCCGGUCUCGGCGCUCGCGCGUGUCGUGCCGCGCGCUCACACACUCCGACACUGAAAUCCCGCUCACUCUCCAGCCUCGUCAAGUGACCGCCUGACUCAAGCCCUGGACCGAACGCGACACUUUACUCAUUUGAUGUUCUCUCGAAAAACUUUAACUGAAACCAUAACUCUCAUUGUCUUCAAAAUUAAUUCUGACAUUUCGGUUCUAAAAACGAAAAUCUGAUGAUUGAUGACGAAUAUACAUUAUUUGAGAUCUUGGAGGAUAAUGAUUUGUUUAGGAAAAGUUAAAGUUUUUCAAAGAAACUCUACGAAUAAACACCUUGUGAAAUCUAAUGUCAACUACAAGUCGCGAUUGUUCGUUUGAUCUUUUGUCUGGCAAAGUUUUUAAACAAGAAAGGGUUGAAAAAGGUUAAGUUAGUUUUGUGCGAAAAGGACUUAAUGAAUCAAUCAAGUUCGUUGACAUUAGAUUUAAUAACUGAUGCAUUUGGUCCCGUGUAUUUUAAAAUAUCUGAAACAUUAUAUCAAGUCCUUGAAAUAUAGUAAGCAUACGAUAUUUGAAAUAUGUGCGUAGGGAGUAACAAAAUGUAAGUUCUAAUGUCAACGGGUAGAUAUUUUUAUAAAAACUCCUGAUGAUUGAUAUUAGAUACUGUGCUUGUGUUCUCGAAACGAUGUGAAGAGAAAUACAGGUGAGUACUCCAUUUACUUGUUACUCCAUGUACGAGUGUGUUAUCCAUACAACACGUGCUGAUACUGAUACAGAUGUACCUAAGUCAGACAUGUUUGAUUCAAUAACUCUAUGAAAUCGUGUCACUGCCAACCCUAUAUGGCAAUUAUGUAAUACGGACGUACAUCAAAAACCGUAAGGAAUUGUUAUAAAAAUAUUAAGACUAGAGGUACCCAGUAGUUAGAAGAGUUGUCAGUCAGUAUUAUCUGAGGCUCGCCACCUCUAGCUAGGGUAGUACGGCGCGCGACCGAGACCCGGCGCGAUACUUUUUUCUAAUAUAAAUAAUUUCGUGGAGUCAUGUGGGUGUUGUGCUGAUUUACUAAAUAAAUAUAUGUGAUAGAACGUAGUUUGUGCGAUUACGAAGUUUGUACAUUUUUAUAGCUGAUGUUGUACGCUUUAGGCCGUCAUUUGUCAUUUGUAUGUCGUUAACGAAAUUCAUUGUAAUGUCACGUCAUUUUUCGAAUUCUAUAUUCGAUUGAAUUAAAUGUCAACCUAAAAUUAUUAUGCUCUCUAUUUUAUAAAAAUGUUAUUGAUGUUCGUGGCUAAAAUUUAUUAUACGAAUAUUCAUGGAGUUUAACGUGGAAAUUGUUCAUAUUGUGUAUCUAAAUUAUAAAACUACGUUCGCCGUGAAACAUCACACAUUACAUUGUACACAGAUCAAAUGUUUAUACGAGACGUGAUUAUAGAAACAUCUUUCCUGUGCCAUUUAAAAUGUACCUUCAGAAAACUUUAUUGUAUUAACGAAAUGAUCAUAGUAGUGGCGUAACUACAGGGUGGCAAGUCGGCAAUGUGACUGGCCCCCAGCUGCAAGGAGUUUUCAUCUGAACUUCUAUGUUUUUCAUUGGGAACAGGCCCAUACAAUGAAUUUGCCACGGCCCCCGAAAGAUAUAGUUACGCCCCUGGAUCACAGCUUAGUAUUUGGAGGCAAAAGUGUGUUGGCAAUGUCAAAUUAAUAUUACUAAACAUUCCUGAAUAUAAAUAGUAGCUAGUAUAAUUCUUAUUUACCUAAAUUAAAACUUUUCGGUUAAAAUUUCACGGUACUAAUGUUAACAAACUACAUUAUUUACUUUCAAUUUGCAUUUCUUUCUACCUCAGUUACACUUAAAUACUUCAGUAUAACGAUUGCGCGAUAUAGAUAGUAAAUACUGCAUCCCAGACAUGCCAAAAUUAUGAUUGGCUCUACGAAAACUGAAUACAGGUGUCUGCCAAAUUUGAGCCAGAUAGAAAAGACUGAGCUAUGUAUAGAAAUUUAUCUUUCCUAACGAACAAAUACAAUUGGAAACUACACAAGAUAGUUGUCAUACAGUCACCUGCACACAUUGCAAUUAUAAUGUUGUCUAUUAUUGAAUAGUACAAAAUGACAUAUUAUACAGUUGUCGAAUUUUUGAAUAAUGGUUGUUUUGUAACUCUCUGUAAAUAUCUACAAUUGGAUCUUAAUAAAUUAACAUAGGUGCUAGUUUGUUCAGAGAUGUCUUAUGAGAAAAUUCAUUUAGUUAUAUACUUAUGUUGACAUUUAAAUAUAUUAUUAUAUAAUUAUCUCCCUUACAUCAUAAUUAUUUUCACAUUAAUUAUAGGUCACUAUUAAAAUGUAAUGUUAUAAUUUGAUAAGACUCGCAAUGGAUCAAAUGUUUUUGUUAAAAAUUAUUGUAUAUACUUGUGUCAUUGUAUGCACAUGAUUCGCACAUUAUUUUUUAUAAAAUGUACCUUUUAUUUGUAAGAUUGUAUUUAAGACUGUUUUAGGUUAAAUAGUUUCAAUGCAGGUCGAAAGCAGUUUUCGUUAUGUUAUGUAAUUGAUAUAUAAUCGUACACAAGUGUCCGGGUUUAGUGCCUGUUUGCUACUGUAGAUGUUUGUGUAUCGAAGGCAGCUCAAAGUAAUUUUAUAUUCGUUGUGUAAUUACGUAUUAAUAAGUAUUAGCGCUCGUCUAGUGGUAACAUCGCUGCUACGCUACAUCACGGCCAUAUUAAGAAGUACUUUUUGUUGUUCGUUUUCUUUUGUCAUCUUUACAUUUUGAUACCUUAAUGAGGUAUUUUGUGUCAACGAUAGUAUUCCCUAUAUUGGCAUCGUUUGCCGACAUCCAAUGCUGUAUACGAACAUGUUACUGGUUUUCAAAUGAUAGAGCAAUGGCGGCCACUAUCGUCUAGUGGUCCCGUAGUUGCCAAAUAGUAAACAGAAGCUAUAUAUUAUAACCCGGCUUGCAUUUUUGGAUUUGCACGUCCAAGUUCCUGUGUUCAUUGAUUAGCGUUAGGAGAAUAAACGAAUGUCGUAGUUUAAUGUAUAGACUUUGAGAUCAAGAGACUUGUUGUUGUUGCAAUCACAACACAGAUGGCGGUGCCGUCAAACGGGACCUGCCCCCUUGUGAUAGCAAUAACGACAAACGAAAUUUUUGUAAAUUAUAUACGUUAGCUUAUAUUUUUUCGUCUUCAUUCAAGUGCGUCCUAUAUUGUUUAUGUAAAUUAACAUUUUUUUAAAGUUAUAACAUUAAAAUAAUACUAGUAACAUUUUUGUAUUGUACAUUAAUUUAAGUUGCUCUAAAGUUUAGAUAGUAUAUUAUUUUUGACUUUAUAAGACUGUUUAUAUGUUAUAAUUUAUUACUAACCCUCGAAUACAUUGUCUUAUCAUUCCACCGACUUAAUAUAACGACACCAGUUGCAUUUGAGUAUUAUUUUUCUGUCAUUAAUUUAUAACAGAUCUCGGAGCUUUAACAAAAUUAUUAAAGUGUUGCUAGCGAUUUAUAAAUUUAUAAGUGAUUAAUAUUAUUUUAUUAGGAGAAUACAAUUUUCUUGUGAGCGCGUGCAAUGCUGGCCUAUGCCUAUAGGCUACGCUAACAUAUUAUUGUUAUGUUCGAGUGUAAUUACGGGAAUAAAUUUAAUUCCUUUAGUAUUAUUGUAUUACGGUAUUUGCUUAUGUAAAUUCAGUUUGUAUUUUCACAUUAUAUUUGCACAUUUUUUCUACACAAAUUAUAAAGAAUUACACAUGAAUAAAAAUAUAACAAUUUA
Messenger RNA from Spodoptera litura, 5159 nucleotides. RefSeq names its product Rho GTPase activating protein at 71E (gene RhoGAP71E). Gene Ontology annotation, biological process: signal transduction. Lineage: Eukaryota; Metazoa; Arthropoda; Insecta; Lepidoptera; Noctuidae. Gene Ontology annotation, molecular function: GTPase activator activity. The record is from RefSeq and is a predicted model, not a curated record.